Paraphaeosphaeria sporulosa is the source of this 918-nucleotide messenger RNA. RefSeq lists its product as uncharacterized. NCBI's taxonomy places the organism in Eukaryota, Fungi, Ascomycota, Dothideomycetes, Pleosporales, Didymosphaeriaceae. The record is from RefSeq and is a predicted model, not a curated record. The transcript is spliced from 2 exons. Bases 289 to 777 code for a protein of 162 amino acids.
CGCUCGCUCGAGUGGAGUGCGCGGUGGAGCCCGCAGUCGAUCUCGCGGUCUGGACAAGUGCGUACCCAAGAAUCGAGGUUCCAAGACCGCGUCGGAGCGACAGGACGACGUGUGCGCAUCGGCCCGCCGCGGCGGCGACGUUACCCCUGAGGGCCGCAUGCCAUGGAUGGGACGCGGCACGCAGCGAACGGCGUCGCCCUUCAUCAAAAGGGCCAAGGCCUCCGCUGGCGGGUCGCCCGUCGGACACUCGCUCUGAUUGACGGCGACACCACCAGUUGAGCGCUCUUCAUGCCUGCGGCCGUCGUCUCACCGCCAUCGCAGCGAUCAGAGCAGCUCUCCACCGCCGGCAUUCUAGACGUCGUCGCAGCCAGAGCCACGCCGAGGGCAACGGCGAGGCCAUCAACCGCUUCGGGGACCAAGGUGCUGACUGUUACGCUCGCUAGCCGGAUGCGCACCCUCGGGCGAGAGCCCUUUUUCCCGUUCGGAUCGUGGGCUUGUCUGACGAGAGAACAACUGCAUUCUAAUGCAUGUACCGGUGAAGAGGCAGGGCUGUGCGGGAUGCGCUUUUUCCAUUCACCGACCCAUGGACGCAUGGCUGGCGACAUGGCUUUCCGUGGCCAUGGCGCCGUCGUAAGUCGGUGCGACGACCACCCCACAAAACCCUCCCCAACGGCUGCCAGACGGUCCGGUUCAGUGCGACCACCCCACCGAAAAUUCCCUGGUUUCUCCACAGUACUGUGGAUUCGUUGGUUGUCUAGAACUCGGUGGGACAUCUAGGCUUCCCCACGAGGUCUGUGAUUCAGUUUGACCUUCACAGCAAGCCACGCUCAAUACCAACGUCCCAUGACCCAACUGUCCAGGGUGUUGCAUGGCCCAAUGCCUAAGAGCGGUGCGCCAUCUGCCGCCACCCAGGCCAAC